CUACCAUCUUCACUAGGGACUUCUUGACUUAUGUCUCGUUUCGUGAGGGCUUCCAAGUACCGCCAUGUCUUCGGACAACCAGCCAAGAAGGAACACGGCCUGGACAACAUCAAAGUGUCUAACAGUGCUUGGGACACCAAUCUCAUCGCGGCCUCGGGCAAAUAUAUCAGUGUCAAUUGGAAUGCCUCCGGAGGUGGUGCUUUCGCCAUCUUACCUGCCCCUUCCCCAUUCAAUGCCACGAGCAACAUCCCUUUCAAAGUCCCCGACAUUAUCCCCCUAGCGCGCAGCCAUACCGCCGCCGUUCUCGACACCGACUGGUCGCCUCACAACGACGAAACUGUUGCCUCUGCCGGUGAGGAUGGAAAGGUGAUGAUCUGGAAGGUGGAGCCGCAGGCGUUCGAGGACUGGGGCGCCGAUGGCUGGGAACCACGCGAUUUCGACCCCGUCCUGCGCAUCGACGCGUCCCCGCGCAAGGUUGGCCAGGUGCUCUGGCACCCGACCGCCCAACACGUGCUCGCCAGCGCCUCUGGCGAUCACAUCGUCAAGCUAUGGGAUCUCGGGUCGCCCGAGUCACCGAGAUCAUCGCUGACGGGCCAUGGGGACGCAAUACAGAGUCUCGCGUUCAACCCGACCGGACAGUUGCUCGUUACUACGUGCAGAGACCGGAAGCUGCGCUUGUUCGAUCCGCGCACGGGUGGCGACGCGGUUAGGACGGUGGAUGGGCACGGCGGUAUCAAGGGCGCGCGCGUCACUUGGAUGGGAGACAGAGAUCGGAUUGCGACCACAGGCUUCAGCAGGAUGAGCGACCGACAGGUCGGGAUCUGGGAGACGGGUGGAUUGGGCAAUCUCAAGACGAUCACGCUUGAUCAGUCUGCGGGCGUGGUGAUGCCAUUCUGGAGCGACAACAACAUCCUCUUCCUCGCUGGCAAGGGCGACGGGAAUAUUCGCUAUUUCGAGUAUGAGAAUGACAACUUAUACGCGUUGGCCGAGCACAAAUCCAGCGAUCCCCAGCGCGGGAUGUGCUUCCUCCCACGUCUCUCCUUGAACACCUCCGAGUGCGAGAUUGCCCGCGCGUACAAAAUCACGGCUUCAGGGAUUGAGCCCAUCGCCUUCAUUGUCCCGCGGAAAGCCGACUCUUUCCAAUCAGACAUCUUCCCGCCAGCCCCGUCCGCAAACCCCGCGCUCACGGCGGGCGAGUUCUUCUCCGGCAAGACCGCCUCGCUGAAGUAUGUCAGCCUCGAGGACGGCGCAGCCGCAGCCGCGCCCUCACCCCAGAUCGCGCCUUCGUCUCCUGCAGUGGCGACCCCAACAAAAACAUACUCUACGCCCCAGCCCCAGCCCGAACCGGCACCUGCGCCGGCUCGCAAGUCGCCCGAACCUGUGCGCGUGCCCACGCCCGAACCUACCACCCCCGCCAUUACAUCUCCCGCCCCCUCCAAGACCCCACCGCGCUCGCAAUCCACACAUGACGACUCGAGCGCCGUGCGAGAGGAGAACAGCCGGCUGAACGCCGAGCUGCGCGAGGCGCGCUCGCAGAUCCGGAACUUGGAGCUGCAGGUGGAGAGCAUGAAGGCGAACGCGCGCAAGGCGGCGGAGGCGUUGAUGAAUCAUUAAACGAGGUGUCGAAAGCAUGGACUUUACGAAGUGUUGUUUUAGUGUUGCAGACUGCUUUAUACCAGCGAUCUAGGUUGUGAAUU
Molecule: messenger RNA, 1697 nt
Organism: Heterobasidion irregulare TC 32-1
Lineage: Eukaryota; Fungi; Basidiomycota; Agaricomycetes; Russulales; Bondarzewiaceae
Exons: 7
Coding region: 31-1614 (527 amino acids)
Biological process (GO): actin filament organization
Molecular function (GO): actin filament binding
Source: RefSeq, a predicted model, not a curated record